Messenger RNA from Penicillium riverlandense, 180 nucleotides. RefSeq lists its product as uncharacterized. The transcript has 2 exons. NCBI's taxonomy places the organism in Eukaryota, Fungi, Ascomycota, Eurotiomycetes, Eurotiales, Aspergillaceae. Bases 1 to 180 code for a protein of 59 amino acids. The record is from RefSeq and is a predicted model, not a curated record.
AUGGAUGUUAUUCAGUACUACUUUGCCAUUCUAGGGGAGCAAGACACGUGGAAACAACUCCUGUAUCUGUGCUCCCGCUGCUUUGAGAGCAAUUUGCCCAAGGGGUUCCUGAGCCUUGGCGAUGCAGGUGUUAUUGGUUCCAUGGUAACUCUUGGUGUUCUUGCGGGUUAUUCGAUAUGA